Messenger RNA from Aethina tumida (small hive beetle), 1767 nucleotides. RefSeq lists its product as uncharacterized. The transcript has 2 exons. Gene Ontology annotation, molecular function: nucleotide binding; DNA binding; DNA-directed DNA polymerase activity. Lineage: Eukaryota; Metazoa; Arthropoda; Insecta; Coleoptera; Nitidulidae. The record is from RefSeq and is a predicted model, not a curated record. The coding region runs from base 1 to 1767 and encodes 588 amino acids. Gene Ontology annotation, biological process: DNA replication.
AUGUCUCUGGCAAAGCUACCUAAAGCUUUCGGCCUUGCUGGAAACUUUAAGAAGGGUUAUUUUCCACACUUGUUUAAUACCCUGGAAAAUCAGCAAUACGUGGGUCCUUUACCAUCUGCUGAAUUUUACGGUCCGAAUCAAAUGAAGCCCGAGGACCGACAUACGUUUUUAAACUGGCAUCAAGAGCAUCAGAAUGAUGUUUUUAAUUUCCAGGAGGAAAUCGUCGCAUAUUGCAAGUCGGACGUGGAAAUACUAAUGAGAGCCUGUCUUUCAUUUAGGUCGAUGCUUCUUAACGAGUGUAAGGUUUGUCCAUUCACCGAAGCAACAACAAUAGCAUCAGCGUGUAAUAAGGUGUUUGCACGAAACUAUCUGGAAGCCGAUACAAUCGCCGUUAUUCCCCGUGGUGGUUACCGAUUGGCUGAUAAUCAAUCGGUUAUCGCUUUACAAUGGUUGUUGUGGGAGGAGAACGUACGAGGAAUCACCAUACACCACGCCGGUACAGGUCGAGAACAUCUAGUAGGAGGAGGACUCAAAGUUGACGGUUUUAAUGAGGAGCAGCGUCAGCUGUUUCAAAUCAUGCAAAAUCGUUACGAGGCCACCACCAUUAAAACGACUCGACUUCGCAACCUGGGAUUUGAAGUCAUCGAAAUAUGGGAAUGUAACUUCCGCGCAUUAUUAAAACAGAGUUGUGAAGUGCGUGAUUUUGUCGAAAACCAUCCCGUGUUGGCAACAUCACCAUUGAAUCCUCGUGACGGUUUUUAUGGAGGCCGAACCGGAAACACUGUUACAUACUACAAAUGUAACGAGGGUGAGCGCAUCAAAUACAUCGAUGUAUGUUCGUUGUACACUUUUGUGUGCAAGUACGGCCGAUUUCCUCUAGGACACCCCACAAUUUAUGUAGGAUCUGCAGCCCGGGACAUUGAUUUAUCCACCGUAGAUGGCAUGGUGAAAUGUAAAAUUUUACCACCCGCGCAGUUGUACCACCCCGUUCUCCCUGUCAGGAUGAAGGGAAAGUUAAUGUUCGCCCUUUGCAACAGCUGUGGUGAAAGUUCACAGCAGCGUGAGUGUUGCCAUACGGAGGAAGAACGAUUGUUCACAGGGACAUGGGUAAUUGCAGAAGUCCUGAAAGCAUUGGAAAAAGGCUACAGGAUUGUGGAAGUGUUUGAAGUGUGGACAUACGAAACGCGUCAAUACAAACAUGCGGCGGGUCAGCCGGGUUUAUUCACAGAAAUGAUGAAUAAAUUUAUCAAAAUUAAACAGGAAGCCUCCGGCUGGCCCGCGUAUUGCAUAAACGAUGUGGUGAAACAACAACAAUAUCUGGUGGAUUUUGAAGAAGCUGAAAAAGUGAAGCUAACACCGGAACGCAUCGAAAAUAACCCUGGUCUUCGAUCCCUCGCCAAAUUAAUGUUGAAUUCGUUCUGGGGAAAGUUUGGACAACGUGAAAACCAACCACAAACAACCAACGUCAACGAUCCUCAGGAAUGCUUUGAUCUCCUUGCGCAUCCGUCGAAGAAUGUCAACAGUAUAACUCCUGUGAAUGAACAAACUGUUGUAAUCAACUGGGAGUACGCCGACGAGGCUGUGGAAUCUCUGCCUACUGUGAAUGUGGUAAUUGCAGCUUUUGUUACAGCACAGGCCCGUUUGAAGUUGUACGAAUAUCUAGAGAUGUUGGAUACACGUGUUUUAUACUACGACACUGAUUCCGUUAUCUAUGUGUCAAGCAACCAUUUUCCAGAUCCCCCGACCGAAAAUUCAUUGGGGAUAUGA